Molecule: messenger RNA, 1583 nt
Organism: Homo sapiens (human)
Lineage: Eukaryota; Metazoa; Chordata; Mammalia; Primates; Hominidae
Gene: DPCD
Product: deleted in primary ciliary dyskinesia homolog (mouse)
Exons: 3
Coding region: 17-208 (63 amino acids)
Source: RefSeq, marked reviewed
GCUUAGCAGGGGAAAGAUGGCGGUGACGGGCUGGUUGGAGAGUCUGCGGACAGCCCAGAAGACUGCGCUGCUGCAGGACGGGAGAAGGAAGGUUCACUAUUUAUUCCCAGACGGCAAGGAAAUGGCUGAAGAAUAUGACGAGAAGACGAGUGAACUACUUGAAAGGCCUGAGUGUGGACUGAUGGGCAGACAGGAGGACCUCACUUGAGCCACUGGGCCCAGCUCUAGAACAGCAGAUCUUUUUCUUACUCUUCUUCCUAUCCACCACUGCUGCCCUGGCAAAAUACUCUCCAUUAUUAAUUUUUAAGUAUAAAUAAUCCCAGGGGUUGAGCUGGCUUUUGCUUGUGCAUUCUAUGAAGUAAAGUAGGGACAUGGUUUUUGUGGCAAUAAAUAGGAAUAGUUUCCAUUUUUCUAGCUAAGUAUACAAAUUUGAUAAUUAGCCAAACCAGUUUUCUGUUAGAAAAAUUCAAAGUAAUUUACAGAGGAAGAAUUGCCAAUAGGUGUGCGUCAGUCUGGGACAGAGUUCCUCCCGUCGGUGUUAAUAAGCAUGUUAGUGUCCUGUUUUUUUCCUACCCUCUCAGUGCUAUUCAUUCCCACCCCCCACAAUGAUUGCUGCAUGUAUUCAUAGAGGAAAAAACUGAAGGCCCCACAACAAUGAUCGGAACAUCAAACCAGCCUGAGAAGAACACAGCAUGUCCAAGGGGGCUGAGGCUGAAGGGCAGGCCAUCCCCCAGCGAUUACAUUCGGAUUACCGACUUAAUCUGCUUUGGUAUUUGACCGCCAGCCUAACCACCCCAGGCUGCAUUUGGAGGAUAUUGAGCACUUUCAUCCCCAAGCACUUCACUGGCUUUAUAAAUGACCCACUCGAUUCCCUUCGGCCUCCUCUGGGAUGGGACAUGGCAGCUGUUUAAUUGCCACAUAGCAAUGUUGCAGUGUUUUAAGGCAGAAAAGAAGAAUCCUGCAUCCAGUUGAAGCUGCAGGGAACAUUUAGGGAAGGGGAAUGUAAUUAUCCACAUUGGAAGUGGGCCAGGGUUUGGAGCUUUGGGGAAAGAGGCCUUUAGGACUUCUACUUUCCAGCCCACCUGAAAGAUGGGGCCUCCUUUCAGCAGUCUGGGACAUCAGCCUGCUUCCUGCUGAUUUAGGAAAAAGCCCCCAGGCGCCACCUCCUUUAUAUAUUCCCCAUCAGACUCUUCACCGGGGUGGAAAGUCUCUUUUCCAAGGUCUGGCUGGGGCUCAGCUGGGAAGAUAUGACAGCGUCCCGGGAAGCUGCCUCACACCAGUUUGGGUUUAACAUAUAAUCAAAUCAGAGUGACAGCAGAUGGAAACAGUCUUCUGUUGCCGCAGGAGCCGUCCUUGAGUUCAGAAACAAAGACGGGGGCAAGAAAGACAAGACAAAGUGUGCAUUUGUACAUGUGUGUUCACACCCAUGCACUUGUGCAUAGGAAAAAUAAGAAGGACUUCCCCAAAAUCUUUUAUUGGGUCUUAUCUCUAGAGGGAAUGGGAAAGGAGACUUUCUUCUACAUUCUAACAAAGAAUUUAAUUCUCAAGGUGUUUAAACAAAAAAUAAAGGUGAAGCAGCCAGA